AUGUGGUACAGCCUGUACACCCGCACCUGGCUUGGGUACCUCUUCUACCGACAGCAGCUGCGCAGGGCUCGGAAUCGCUACCCCAAAGGCCACUCCAGAACCCAGCCCCGCCUCUUCAAUGGAGUGAAGGUGCUUCCCAUCCCUGUCCUCUCAGACAACUACAGCUACCUCAUCAUUGACACCCAGGCCCGGCUGGCUGUGGCUGUGGACCCUUCUGACCCUCAGGCCGUGCAGGCUUCCAUUGAAAAGGAGGGUGUCACUUUGGUUGCCAUUCUCUGCACCCACAAGCACUGGGACCACAGUGGAGGGAACCGUGACCUCAGUCGGCGGCACCAGGACUGUCGGGUGUACGGGAGCCCUCAGGAUGGCAUCCCGCACCUCACUCAUCCCCUGUGUCAUCAAGAUGUGGUUAGCGUGGGACGGCUUCAGAUCCGGGCUCUAGCCACCCCUGGCCACACACAAGGCCAUCUGGUCUACCUGCUGGACGGGGAGCCCUACAAGGGUCCUUCCUGCCUCUUUUCAGGGGACCUGCUCUUCCUCUCUGGCUGUGGACGGACCUUUGAGGGCACUGCAGAGACCAUGCUGAGCUCGCUGGACACUGUGCUGGGGCUGGAAGAUGACACUCUGCUGUGGCCUGGUCAUGAGUAUGCGGAGGAGAACCUGGGCUUUGCAGGUGUGGUGGAGCCUGAGAACCUGGCCCGGGAGAGGAAGAUGCAGUGGGUGCAGAGGCAGCGGAUGGAGCGCAAGAGCACGUGCCCAUCCACCCUUGGAGAGGAGCGUUCCUACAACCCGUUCCUGAGGACCCAUUGCCUGGUGCUGCAGGAGACUGUGGGGCCGGGCCCAGGGCCUGCUGAGGAUGAUGGCUACUCCCGGGCCCAGCUCCUGGAGAAGCUCCGCCGGCUGAAGGACCUGCACAAGAGCAAGUGACGCCCCCCAGCUCCCCUCAGCCCACCCACAUGGUGGGGAGGCAACCCGUCGCCCACACACACUAUACCCCUCAUUGCUACCAACACCACCUCCAUCAGCACCCACAGUGGGCAUCAUUCCCCGACACUGGUCGCCUGCACACGGGGAGAGGAGGGACAAGGCAGGGAGACCUCCUAGAACCAGAGAAAGAACUGCUCAAAGGCUUGGAGACUCCAUGGAGCGAGGCUGAGCUGUCAAGGGUAACAGGAAAGGAGGGGCCUUAGGACAGCUCCAGACCUAACUGGGAAGGUCCCCUCCUCCCUUCCCCUGUUCCUGCGCUGGCAGUGAGCACAUGGAGGCUGCGAUGAGCCUCUCCCUCAGGAGGCUCCCUUUCACUGUAGCUCCUAACACCAGGGCAACAGGAGCCAUGAACAGGUUGAGUCCAUCUUCGCUCUUCUGCCAUUCAGGGUUGGGAAAGAAUCUGUCUCCCCGAGUGGCCUGAGGAGAGAUGCCUUGGAAAAGUGGUCAGUCAGAGGGUUCCCAGGCUCUGGUUUACUGAGACACUGCCCCUCCUCCCCCAGCCUCCACACCCUUCCCCGCCCUGCCCCCACAAAGGCAUUUUUCAAACGGAGCCAUUUCUGAGAAAGAUGAAAGGGCUGGGAGUCUGGCUGUCUGGCCAGUCUCUGCCUCAGUGACUUCCCUACAGCCUGGAAGGAGGGUCCUGGUUGCCAAGGAAACCUCGACCUCAGGCUGAGGAGACCUUGGAGGCUGCUAGAUUGCUGCCCCACAGUCUUGUAGGUCACAAGGGCUCCCUGCACAGCUGGCCUGGUCCUGCCCACUGGCCUCUCCCCCUGCCCUGGACCAACAGGGUCCCUCCCUUCCAGCGGGGAGAGAGCCAUCGUCUGCCAAGGCCACUGCACUUUUCUCAUUCUGGCCCUUAUUCCUGGGGACUUCUGCCUCCUCUCACUUCUGCUUUACCCUCACCCCCUUUCCUCUUUGCUAUUAAGGACAUUCACCUAGCCCCUUGCAGUUUUCCAAGAACAUUCUGUGUCAUUUCUCAUUCGAUCCUUGGCCCCCUCCUGGCUGGGGGAGGGGCUCUGAGGCAGAGUUCAGAAAUCAGAAGCCUGGGAGCAGAGACCUCUCAAGGGAGCCGCAGCUUCCAGGAGCCCUGGCCUGGGCCCUUUCCCUCUGCUCGGCCCUCCCUCAGCUCGGCUUCUCCUCUGGUCUCGGGUCCAGGUCCCUUCGGGGCUAUAGUGAGGAACCCUAUGGUCCUCAGGCAGGUGUACCUUGGGUCAGCCAGGGGCCUACUCCUCCUUCGAAGAGCAGCUUUUCCUCAGGCCCCGCUCACCUCUGGCGAGCCUCCAGAUGCCCCCUGCCCUCACUCUCUCACCAUCCGGCCUCUGCCUCCCUCUCCAGCCACAGCCUCUGGUCCCACUCUAGCAAUACUCCUAGAAUAGUUAGAGUUCCCCGCACCCCAAGACAUGCAGUUUCCUGCCUCUGUGCCUUCGCUCGUGCUGUUUCUUCAGACUGGAAUGCCUUUCCCUGCUCCUCCUGCCUUGUCUGCCUGGCAAACACCUGUUCAUCCUUCACAAUCCCCCUCCAAGGCCCCCUCCUCCAGGAAGACAACCCCCAUGCGUCUCCCCCUCCAGGCUACCUCUGCUCUUUGUAAAUGCUUCUCUGUGGCACUUAUCACUCUGUAUUUUACUUGUUUACAUGUUUGUCUCCCCUUCCAGACUGUGAACCCUUCAGGGCAUGGACUGUAUCUUAUGCAUCUCUGUAUUUCUGCGCCUAGCACGGUGCCUGGCACACAGUAGGCGCUCAAUAAAUGUUAAAUGAAUGAAUGAUU
Molecule: messenger RNA, 2752 nt
Organism: Miniopterus natalensis
Lineage: Eukaryota; Metazoa; Chordata; Mammalia; Chiroptera; Miniopteridae
Source: RefSeq, a predicted model, not a curated record